AUGUCUAACGAAGGGACGUCUUCCGAUAAAGAAGUUUUGCCGGACCGGAAUGGAGCAGAAGAAACUAACGAGGACUUAGUGGUCAAUGAUUCCGAAAACGCUAGUGAGACUUCAGCGAAUGGAACUGGCCUGUCGAAAAGUGCGUUGAAGAAGUUGAAAAAUCGGGAGAAGUAG
Molecule: messenger RNA, 174 nt
Organism: Haemonchus placei
Lineage: Eukaryota; Metazoa; Nematoda; Chromadorea; Rhabditida; Trichostrongylidae
Source: the annotation of a GenBank genome assembly